Mugil cephalus (flathead mullet) is the source of this 1626-nucleotide messenger RNA. RefSeq names its product transmembrane protein 106Ba (gene tmem106ba). The record is from RefSeq and is a predicted model, not a curated record. NCBI's taxonomy places the organism in Eukaryota, Metazoa, Chordata, Actinopteri, Mugiliformes, Mugilidae.
GGGGGCGUUCCCUUCUUUUUUCCUCUCUGCCGUGUGAACCACAACAAACAGCGGAUGGCAACCAGUUAAGAGUGAAGUAAAAGACAGACAACUGCACGGAUGGGUAAGUCCCAGUCACAUCUGGCCAAGUGCAAAGACGAGACUCAAGACGCCCUGAUGGCCAGUGGUGAGGUCACACACACUCAGACAGAGGACGAUGGAAAGAAUAGAGAUGUGUCUCAGUUCCCCUAUGUGGAAUUCACUGGACGAGACAGUGUCACGUGCCCCACAUGCCAGGGCACCGGGGGAAUCCCACAAGGUCAAGAGAACCAGCUUGUGGCUCUGAUUCCAUACAGCGACCAAAGACUCAGGCCAAGCAGAACGAGUCCCUUCUUUUUAUACUCCAGGAAGUUAUAUGUCACAAUAUCGGUGGCUCUGUGCCUGCCGCUGUCUGGCCUGGCUUGUUUCUUCCUCUUCCCUCGCUCCAUUGAUGUCCCUUACGUGGGAGUAAAGUCUGCUUAUGUUUCCUAUGACCAGGACAAGCGAAUUGUCUAUCUCAACAUUACAAACACCUUGAAAAUUACCAACAAUAACUACUACACCAUAUCUGUGACCAACAUCACUGCACAAGUGCAGUUCUCCAAGACGGUGAUAGGCAAGGCCAAGUUCAAUAACUGCACGGUGAUCAUACCACUGGAUGAAAGGCAGAUUGACUACACAGUCCCUACCACUAUUGCUGAUGAGAUGAGUUAUAUGUUUGACUACUGCACCUUACCAACCAUUAAAGUUCACAACAUAGUGGUUAUGAUGCAGUAAGUAUGGCUUGCUUUUGCAUACAUUUAUAUUACUUUCAUUCUUUUUAUCCAACAGUGCGACUGCAUACCAGACUGUUUUUUCUCAAUGUCAUCGUCCUCCACACUUGCACAGUGUCACCCACACAAACUAAACAAACACAGACUUCUGCUGUGGAGCAUGACUCAGACCAACAGAAUAAGCAUGAACCUUUGUGUGCCCUGCUUAUUCACACAUGAACAGUUAAAGAGAAUGUAAAUGUUCGUCUACAACUGUGGAAAAAAUCAUGUGUCUAGUGUGUAAAUUGUGGCCGGGAUGAGCGUGGAAAGAGAAAAAUUUCAGACUAUUUCUCACACGUUCUCUCACUCUAAGUAGCAACAUUCCACACUCUAAAACGAGUUUUUUCGAAAAAGAUCAUGGACAUUCAACAGUGAUUGAUCAACAACAAUAAGACCUACCGGUAUCAAAACGAGGAAAUAAUACUCCAAUACACAAGGCUUGUGUCUACAUUUUCAAGUUUAAAUGAGAUCUGUAGGUGAAAGUAUGCCUGAGUAGUAGACCUUUGAAAAACUGUGUUUUUUGCGUGAUUUUUUCCGGCUGUCCCAUUCAUUUUCAAUAGGAAAUUUGUCGCAGUUUUUCCAGGGUGGACAAAGCCACAUAGGUGGCCAAAUGUCAUUAGCCUGAAGUAGCCAAUAUAUUGCAUUAAGGAGAGAUAUCAAGUAGAUGAAAAAUUAACAUUUAUUAAGGAAACCUAAACAUGACUGUGCAAGGACUCCAGGAGUGAUGGUAUAAUAAAGAUGAAUUGCAGAGAGAUGUGGACAGGACCCCCCAGAGUCUGGAUGGAGAAGAAGAAUU